GAGUUGCAUUCAAAAUCGUAUUGUUUACACUAUUUUUCGUAGUUUUUAUUUUCGAAUUUUGAAUAAACAAACAGUGCUAGUUGAAUUAGCUUUAGCUCGCUAUUAUCUUCUUUCUACUCGAUUCACAGUGCGUGCAUAUUUCUCUCCAUAGGGUCCAAAAUCUCAAUUUUGAUCUGGUAUUACCAGGCUCAGGCUCCCCUUGUUCCCAGUCGUUUGGAUCAAUACUUUUCAUUGUCACUGUAAAUUUACCAUUCCGCGACCGGUGUCGGUGGCGAAAAGGCCGGUGUCUUUCCCGAGUUAAUUCAAUAUUUGUAUUAGUUAUUUAUUGUUUGUUGUUGAGUUCACUGCCCCGAGUCUUCUGUUAAAUUAGUUGGUGAAGUUGAACAACAAGAUGUCUGGGGAACAGCGGAAAAGAAAAUGUCCCUCUAAAAGAGGCCAAAAAGACCUGGAAAAUCCUGGGAAUAGCAGACCUCAGGCCGAGAGCUCUGCUACGGCAGAUCUUAGCACUGAUUCCGAUGGGAACUCUAACCCAUCAUAUAACACCAUCCAUUCGCGCAACAUUGCUGCUCUAUAUAAUCGGCUGAAUGCUAAUCGACAGAUGGUUGUAGAAAAUCGCCUUCAGAAUCUCGCCGAUCGUCAACAGAUGGCCGCAGCGGCUAUACCGAAUAUCGCUGAAUACCGUAGGCGACAAGCCGCCCAAGCCCUUCGCAAUAAUGCUGCCGAACAGCCCCGUCGCCUUAAUGCUGCCGAACAGGUCCGUCUUGCGGCUGGUGUACAGAACAGACGUGCAGCUGCGGAACAGCCCCAGCAUGCGGUUGCGGAACAGCCCCAGCAUGCGGCUGCGGAACAGCCUCGGCAUGCGGCUGCCGAACAGCCCCGGCAUGCGGCUGCCGAACAGCCCCGGCAGGCGGCUGCCGAACAGCCCCGGCAGGCGGCUGCCGAACAGCCCCAGCAGGCGGCUGCCGAACAGCCCCGACCUAUGGCUGCUGAACAGCCCAGACGUGCAGCUGCCGAACAGCCCCGUCGUCCAGCUACUGAACAGCCCCAGCAUGCGGCUGCCGAACAGCCUCGGCGAGCAGCUGCCGAACAGCCCCGUCGUCAAGCUGCUGAACAACCCCGUCGUGCAUCUGCCGAAAUCCGACGGCCAUCUGCAUCUGGUAAUCGACGGCCUAUUCCGGUCGAAAAUCGACGGUCUUCUGCAUCCGAAAACCGCCCCCCAGCUGCGUCGGAAAACCGUCCUCCAGCUGCGUUGGAAAACCGCCCACCAGCAGCUGCGUCGGAAAAUCGACGUCCUCCCCAGUUAGAGAGUAGAAACCGCCAAACUGCUUCCAACAGUGGACUUCCGUCUUCUUCCGGCCAUCAGUCCGGCUCUGAUAAUGGACGCUCAAAUUAUCCGGAGACUCGACGUCCAACUCGUCCUAAUCUCGCUGAUAUGCAAAACAUUGCUCCCAAUAUGAUACGACAGCCUAUCGCUGUGCAAGCUCCAGUGCCAGUCCGGGUUCCUCUGCAACCACGGGGACAGAUCCCGCAGGCACCGCGCCCGCCUCCCGCAGCUGCUCCCAUCUCGGAUUAUCAAGCUCUAAUGAACAUAUUUCAAGGGCUUUCACUGCUAGACAGUACUGUCCGCAAAGUUCGAAACAACACUGGAGAAUUUCUGAACUUGCUGUCGUCUCACGUUACUGUGGAUUCCACGGGGAAUUUUAGACGCAUCGAGCCUGCAGCGAUUGCACUCUAUGUAGUGGGUGCAGAGGAAACUGGCAAAUGCUGCAACUGCAACAGAGAGGCAAAUACAGUAUGCGGAAAAUGCCGCGCCGCGUGCUAUUGCUCAAGCUUUUGCCUCCAGCGCGACUGGGGAAAUCAUGAAGAUCAGUGCAAUCUGGAAACUUUGACCAUGGUGCAGACAUCGGCUCAGCAGAAACUGCGCAUCUAGUAUGACGAUAUCAUCAAGAUCCAGAGGGUUCUUGGUAAGAUGUAUGCUAAUUGGGUGCGCCUGAUUCUUGGCUUUCGUAGACAGCGCCCGAUGUAAGAAGGUGGCGUCAACAUGGAUUGGUAAUCAGGUGUGAAAAUUGAGGAGGAUGUGAGUAGUUGUUGUGCUGGUACGGCCAUACGUAACUGAAGGACUGCUUUUACUUAUAAACAUUUUGUGUCUAUUUGUGUAUUAUCAACAUAAUUGUGUGUCUCUCCGUCAAAUAGUGUGCGCAUUUAUCCAGAUGUUGGAGGAAAUAAUUAAUUUAUUGUGUGUUCCUGCUUCAAUAUGUCUCCGAGAUUCCUGACGCUGUAAGUCAGCAGUGGUCAGUCCCACGUUGGUUUUCUGCUGGACGUUAGCCACAAUUACUGUGCACUAUGACGAGCUUAAUGUUUAUUCGUACAUUAAAUGUAAUGGAUGUCUAUCGCCGCAAUGGUGUAUAAUGUUAUUAAGUAGUCCUGUAGUCACACGUGAGCCCACUGCCCAUCAAUAUAUUGAAGAUGCAGCAUUCUACGGACACGUGUGACGAUGUGUGUACGGCUUUUCGUCCGAUUGAUUAUUAUAAUAAGUCUUAUAAGGCCUACGGUUUCAAUGGUAAUAAUUAUGAUCAAUAUGAUACGACUAAGAUUUAAGAUUUUUGAAUGUUUUAACGAAAUAGUAUGUAAGUAACUUUUCGGUUCUUGAAUACAAAAUUUAUGAUAUAAGAAAUACCCAAUUUGGCCACUGGUGAUUCUGAUGGACCGCACAUUAAUGAUUCAUCAUUGUGUGGAAAAUAAGAAUCACCCAUAAAAUCACGAAUUAGUCUACAGUACGAUACAUUUUAAUUCUUAUGUGUGUAGUUAACAAUGAUAUAUUUAAUCAAAUGAAUUCUCAGUGUCUCAGUGUCUUAUAUAGCCAUAGUUUAUAAGAAUACCAAAAGGCUCUGUCCUUCUGUGACUUCUGCACUCUGUGCACAUUGUGUAUCAAUUAUUGUCUUUUAACAUAUUAAGCAACUCUGAGUGAAGUAAUUAAUUCUGUAUUUGAUUGGCGUAUACAUUUUAAGCCACCGAUUAUAAUAUGUGUACCUAACUGUAAGGUUUUAAAAUAAGAUAUGUGAACUCAUCUAUAUCAUUUUAAUCAAGAUAUUCUGUGAGAAACGAUAUGUCAUAUUCAUCUAUUUAGCCCGACGUCACCCAUUAUGGGUAUCAAUAUAUCAUGUAGUAGUUAGUGAUGGGUAAUAAUAAAAUAAAACGUCCUUAA
Helicoverpa zea (corn earworm) is the source of this 3205-nucleotide messenger RNA. Its product is annotated as translation initiation factor IF-2-like. The record is from RefSeq and is a predicted model, not a curated record. Bases 392 to 1930 code for a protein of 512 amino acids. The transcript is spliced from 6 exons. NCBI's taxonomy places the organism in Eukaryota, Metazoa, Arthropoda, Insecta, Lepidoptera, Noctuidae.